CCCCGGUAACGCAGAAAAGUCUGACUUCCGCCCGUCAGGUGCCCAUAAAGCCCCGCAUGUCUGCGCCAUGGGGAUGAAGUGUGUGAUCACCGGGUCCGGUGUCAAGGUGUUCGGCCGGGCCGUGCACUCCCUGUCCCGGAUCGGGGACGAGCUGUACCUGGAGUCCCUGGAUGACGGCCUCUACCUCCGCUCCGUCAACUCCUCCCGCUCCGCCUACGCCUGCUUCACCUUCGCCCCCCUCUUCUUCCACAGCUACGAGUCCACGGGCGGCCCCUGCCACUGCAAGACCCACAUGAAGGCGGUCACCGGGGUGUUCCGCUCCCUGCCCUCCCUGGACAAGACGGUGGAGAAAUGCCUCAUCACCCUGAGCAGCGCGAACACCCGCCUGGUCAUACAGCUGCUCUGUAAAUAUGGCGUUACCAAAACGCACAACCUCUCCUACCAGGACUGCGAGUCUCUGCAGGCCGUGUACAGCCCGGACAGCUGCCCCAACCUGCUCCGAGCCCCGGCCAAGCUGCUGGCAGAGGCGGUGGUCCACUUCCCGGUGACCCUGGCUGAGGUGACCCUGAUGGCCAGCCAGUGUGGCAGGGUGACUAUGAGGAAUUACAUAGAGGAGGACAGUGACAGCAGUAAGGCCAUGCUGACAGAGCUGGCCCUGAGCAGGGAUGAGUUCCUGGUGUACGAGCUCCAGAAGCAGACUGAGAUCACUUUCUGUCUGAAGGAAUUUCGGGGUCUCCUGUCAUUCGCCGAGUCUAUUGGCAACCCAGUCUCUAUACAUUUUGACAGCCCUGGCUGCCCUGUUGUAUUCAGGGUAGAGGACACCGUCCUGGAAGUACAUUUUGUUCUGGCCACUCUAUCUGAGACAGACAAUGUAUCAAAGUCUCAGAACCACAGACCACCAGUAGCCACUGAUGAUGACUUUUUGGGAGACGACAUUGAUUACAUGAUUGCCAUGGAAACCACCCUGGGUGUCUCAUCACCUGCCCCCGGUAGUCCAAACUUUUCUAAACGACCUCUCCAUGAAAACCCCUCCCCUCCUUUGGAAACAGAUGAGGAGAUGGAGAAGGAGAUUCCUGGUACACCUCCAAACAAGAAGUUUAGAUCUCUUUUCUUUGGUUCUAUUCUUGCAGGCUCUGGUCGGACAGAUCAAGAAGUUCUGGCUGAAGACAGUGAUAAAGACUCCUGAAACAAAAUGAUCCUACUUUUAGGGCACUGUUCUAAUAUGGGAUGAAGACAGUCUGUAAAUUUUGAAUUAUCAGCUCUUUAAUAUUUCAGAGAUCAACCACAUGCAGAAUACUGUUAAAAUUAUCUCUGUUCUUAUAAAUUAUGCAUAUAUUUGUAUAUAGGUUCUUUAAAUAUAUAAAAACAAAAACGCCUCUAAUGCGAAUGUUGGUUUGUUUUUAACUUGUAAUUAUCCACCAGUUAAACUACAACUCUUCAUUCCAUAGCACGUUGGGCUAGAGUACAUGCAAAGUAAUAGGCUAAUCCUGUUCUGUAUUUAUUUAAAAAAAAAACUGCUACAGAACAGCCAGACUAAACCACCCAAAAUGAUCUGUAAAAGUGCAUUCUCCUUGUGGGAUUUCCUUUCUAGCAUCACUAAGUGGCAUGCAAGGAAGUAGAGCAAGAAGAACAUAGGGAUCAGCGCUCCCUCGUCACCACCUCAGAGGGGUCCUAAGGUGGCCAGCUCUUUGGGCCCUGAUGACACAAGGCAUCUGCCGGAGAGUUUUUUUUUUUUUUUUUGUUUUGUUUUUCUGUCCAAGGCAAAUGCUUUGUUAGUCUUGCACUAAAGACAGCAUUGCACAUGAGGUCCCUCUGCUCUCCACCCAUAGUGCAUGUUCUAGGGAGAAUAGAAACGGAGUGAUGUCAUUCCGUUUAGAUGCUGGCAACAAAGCCAGUGUCUCGAAAUCAUGGUGGAGGUUUGCCCUGCUUCUGGAAGUGUCCCCACAGAGCAAAUGGGCAAACAGGAAGAGCCUGGGUGGAUUGGAUGUGGGUGUUGGGUAAGCCAUGACAAGCUGUGCAUAAGGGCAUCCAUUGGUUUUAUUUAUUUUUACCCAUAGGAAAGCCGCACCUGCACAUCAGGUUCCUACCUGUAGUGAAUAACCCUGAAACUGUUUUCGAGAUGUUUGACAAACUUGGGGCCCUUCCUGAGUCUAAACCCCAGUCCCUCUGCUGCUGUUUGCUAAAUAUUCACAGCAGUGAGUGUCUGUCUGAGAGUGCUAAGGGCGGGUUAUUUAUUUUUAGUU
This is a messenger RNA of Pelobates fuscus (common spadefoot toad), 2243 nucleotides long. It is a transcript of the gene RAD9A, whose product is annotated as RAD9 checkpoint clamp component A. Gene Ontology annotation, cellular component: checkpoint clamp complex. The record is from RefSeq and is a predicted model, not a curated record. Bases 68 to 1186 code for a protein of 372 amino acids. NCBI's taxonomy places the organism in Eukaryota, Metazoa, Chordata, Amphibia, Anura, Pelobatidae. Gene Ontology annotation, biological process: mitotic intra-S DNA damage checkpoint signaling; DNA repair; cellular response to ionizing radiation. The transcript has a single exon.